Molecule: messenger RNA, 2422 nt
Organism: Drosophila virilis
Lineage: Eukaryota; Metazoa; Arthropoda; Insecta; Diptera; Drosophilidae
Gene: Rtnl1
Product: reticulon
Cellular component (GO): axon; endoplasmic reticulum membrane
Source: RefSeq, a predicted model, not a curated record
AGUCUCACUUCAUUUUUCAAACAAGACAGUUGCUGCGCUCGAUUGUCGCAUUGUAAAAUAAAUUAAAUUUUAAGUAUAACGGACACCGCUGCAAACAAAUUCAGAUCAAAGCAAUUUUGACAAGCACUUAAAUAUUUUGUACACAACAAAUAAACGAAAUCAAAACGCAAACAGCCGGUCAAGUGCGUGUGUGCGUGUCUUCCUCUGUGUGCGCCCAUUCGUAUGUGUGUGUGAGUCCAAGCAGAAAAAAAAAAGGAUACCAAAGCAACAAAAACAACAACAGCCGCAGCUGCAACAAUUUAUUUACAAUGGAUUUCAAUUUCGCCGAUCUGAAAAAAGAAGCUGCCGCCACGGCCGACGACAUUUUUAGCAGUGCCACCAGCGCCGCCAAUGCGGCCUCCAAGAAGGUGGCCAACACCUAUGACGAUUUGCUGGGCGACCUCAGCGCCGGCGACAGCGCUGGCAGCAGCGGCAGCGCAGCCAACGUCAGCAGCGGCGCACAGGAUGAUAAUGCGCAUACCGAAAAGUAUUUUGCCAACGAGCAAAAGAAUCUUGAUUUCGGCGACCCGCAGGCUUUCGUGCAGCGCAUGUCCGCUGGCGCCAAGGAGGCCCAGGAGCAGCUGGACGCCAAGUUUGCCCAGCAAACGGAUGACUUUGGUGAUUUCAUGGCGCAGGCCGGCAAAGCCGCCAAGCACGGCAUCGGCGAGCUGACCAGCGACUUUAUGAAUGUCGAGCGUGGCCUCUACGGAGAUGCGCCCAAGCCGGCUGAUCCGCCGGCUGCGGUUCCAGCUGUUGCGCCCGCCGUUCCAGCUGCUCCACCGGCUGUUGUUCCCGCUGCCGCGCCCGCUGUUCCGGCACCGCCCAAACCUGCCACGGAGCCGGAGGUAGAUUUGAUGGGCGGCUUCAGCCAGCCGAUGAGCGCGCCACUGCAGCCAUUUGCAGCCACGGCGCCAACGGCCAGCGAUAAGUUCUAUGACGAUGACGAUGAUGACUACUUCAGUAAGCCGAAUCCAGCAGCUGCAGCUGCCGUUGCCACUGCUACGGCUGCUGCCGCAGCUGUUCCAGCGCCCGUUGUGGCCAACAAGGAUUCCGAUACAGAUUCGCCGUCCGCUUCGUAUACACCGUCGCCGGCCAAGAAGGCCAUCGCCGAUGCCCUCAAGGAGCAGGACCAUGAGAAAUUCAUCUCUUCCGAGGAUCUGCUUAGUGACUUCAAGGAGGAACGUACAGCCACGCCGCCCGUGGCGCCCACAGCAGCAGCGGCAGCGGCAGCCACUGCACCAGCACCAACACCCAUUCCGGCUUCAGCUACGGCUCCGGCUUCGGCUCUGGUCACCGAUUUGGACGAUGAAGAGAUUGCUGUUAAACCGACACCCAAACCGGAGCCCGUCAAGCCCGUGGCCAAGCCCGUGGAGCCUCCCAAGGUCAAGGCGCCAGCACAACAGCCCCAAAAACAACAACAGCAGCAGCAACAACAACCAAAGAUUGUAUCAGUCGAGGAGAUCUUCUACAAGUACGGACUUGAUGCCUGGUUCAAGCCCGAACGUUUGCACCCGCAAGUGGAAUCCCUCAUCUACUGGCGUGAUGUGAAAAAGUCCGGCAUUGUCUUUGGCGCCGGCCUUAUCACACUGGUUGCCAUCUCCUCUUUCUCCGUGAUAAGUGUGUUUGCGUAUUUGUCGCUGCUGGCGCUCGUCGGCACCGUCGCCUUCAGAGUCUACAAAUCCGUGACACAGGCCGUACAAAAGACAAACGAUGGCCAUCCCUUCAAAGAAUAUCUGGAACUGGAUCUGACGCUGUCCCAGGAGAAGGUACAGCACUUCGCCGGCGUGGCUGUGGCACACAUCAACGGCUUUGUUGCGGAGCUGAGGCGUCUGUUCCUGGUUGAGGAUAUUAUCGAUUCAAUUAAAUUCGGUGUCAUUCUGUGGGUGUUCACCUACAUUGGCGCCUGGUUCAAUGGCAUGACCCUGGUCAUUCUGGCCUUUGUCUCGCUGUUCACCUUGCCCAAGGUCUAUGAGAACAACAAGCAGUCGAUCGACACCUAUUUGGAUCUGGUGCGCAACAAGUUGACGGAAAUCACCGACAAAAUCCGGGUGGCUCUACCCAUUGGCAACAAGAAGCCUGUGGCUGCUGCUGCUGCCGAGUCGGACAAGGACAAAUAGAAAGCAACAACAAUAACAACAGCAACAGCAACAGCAACAACAUGUUUAUUUAUUUAUUAAGCAUUAUUUGAAUGGUUUAAUAUUCAUCCGGGGCAUAACAAUUAAAUACAUAUAUUCAAUUGUAUAAUUACAAUUUUCAAACAAAAAAACAACAACAAGAACGAACAACAUCUUGCUAUUGUGAACCCAAAACAUAAAACUAAAACUAAAAAAAAAAGAAAAAACAUUUAAGUAAAGAAUAUCAACUCGUAGCAGUUUAAACAUUG